AUGAAGGGCUUCUGUCUGCGGUCCAAGUCUGAGAGUGAAGUCUGUAUCAAGAACCACAUUAUCAAGAUUCAGACUCAGUUCGGCACGAAAAUCAAGUUUGUUCGGCACGAUGGAGCGCAUGAGUUUGCGACCAACUCGAUCAAGACCUUCUACGAAGAUCAUGGUAUCGAACAACAGGUCACGGUGCCGUAUGCACACCAGACCAACGGCACCGCAGAACGCGCGAUAAGGACCAUCGUCACGAUCGGACGCAGCUUGUUGCAUCAUGCAAAGCUGGAGAAGUGUUUCUGGGCUGAAGUGGCAAUGACGGCGAUCUACAUCAAGAACCGCCUGCCUUCACCCAAGAUCGACCACAAGACUCCGUUCGAGAUCGUGUACAAGUCGAAACCAAGUGUCAAGCACAUGCGCGUGUUUGGAUGUCGGGCGCUUAUCCUGAAACCAAGGGAGAAGCGAUUGAAGUGGGACCCGAAGGCUCGUGAAGGGGUGUUCAUGGGCUACGAAGAAGCGUCAAAAGCUUAUCGAGUGUACGACAUUGAGGCGGACCAAGUGGUGAUCAGUCGUGACAUCACCUUCGACGAAUCGACUUUUGACUUUUCGAUGGACCGACCAAGUGACGAUGAUGAAGAUGCGGAGUUGGACCUCGACCUCCUGGCGAUCAACGAGGACGACGUGCGUCAAACCGUCUACAAGCAGACUGGCAAGUGCAAGAGUGAAGCAAGACCCGGCAUGUCACGUUCAGCUCGCCCUCGAACUGGGUUGGAACAAGCAAGUGCGCCGGCACACGUCUCAACCGUCACCAGAAACGACGAUCAAGUGCUCCAGAAACGAUGUCUGAUGACGAAGAAGAUGCAAGCGUCUACGAUCAAGAUGACGACUCGAUGCCUCCAACAUUUUGGCGUGCAAGUGCAAACGCAGUGGAAGCAACUGACCUAG
This is a messenger RNA of Peronospora matthiolae, 933 nucleotides long. The record is from the annotation of a GenBank genome assembly. Lineage: Eukaryota; Oomycota; Peronosporomycetes; Peronosporales; Peronosporaceae.